Messenger RNA from Knipowitschia caucasica, 1653 nucleotides. The record is from the annotation of a GenBank genome assembly. NCBI's taxonomy places the organism in Eukaryota, Metazoa, Chordata, Actinopteri, Gobiiformes, Gobiidae.
AUGAUUAUGAAAGCAAGUGCAAAGCAGAAACUAACCCAAACAAAGCCCAUGGUGAGGGGAAACAUACAUUCAGCUCAGCCCAACUAUAAGCAAAAGAAGAAUGGAAGACAAGAAUAUGGUACCAGUCCAAAUUUGGAGCGGAGUCCGGUCUUCACAGAGAUCUGGCCAAACUCAGAGCCUUCUUCUCCUUGUGAAUCGCCCACUUCUCACAAACAUGUGCCAAAAACAUCUAUACUCGAGUCUUCUGAAGUCCACAUGGAGGAGAGUUCAGCCCUGUCAAAAUAUUUGGAUCGCUUUCGUCAUGGUGAGCCACAAAGUCGAGAAGAACGACAGAAAGAGUCCAAAGAGCAGCUGCCAUCCUGGUGGGCGUCUGCUCCAUCACUUCCUCCCGGUGCAACAGCAGACAACGCAGAACAGAGGCGGCUUCAUCAUAACAAAAUCAUUUCACCAAGUAGGGGGUCCUUAAGUAUUUUGUCCGACAACUCUCAAUGUGAACCUUACGAGUCUGAGAUUUUGCAGCUGCAAGAGAGAGCCAGCCGACUAUUGCACAGGGGUGAAUUUCCUCUGGAGGAUGAUUCUCUCCCCGUGAGCUCAGAGGGCAUCGGCAGCUCUGAGUUUUCUUCUCCAGUCAGUGCAGAUGAGCCUGUGAGAAAACCUAUCAUUUCAAGUUUGCCCAAGUACAAUACUGCUAAAGACCCACCUUAUAUUCUGCCAUCAUCAGCGACUCCUUUGCGCCCGGAGGAAGACAUUUUGUUCCAAUGGCGAUUAAGAAGAAAGAUGGAGAAGGCCAGAGAGUGGACUCAGGCACAACAGCACUUUGACCCUUACAGCUGGAGAGGACGCAAUGAAAACCCUCUUCAGCACAAAACAACGGAGCCCCAAUCAAUGUACAGCCCAGAUUUUCCUCAGGGAGAGCCUCAAACGUCGACCGGUGGACGUCAUUUGAACAGUUUGGAUCAACAGACUAGUCCUCCUGCUAUGCUGCCCUCUGGCUCUGCGGCAGCCUCACUACACGCUCCAGCCCACGUCCCCUCACACACGCAUUUACUUUGUGAUAUUUUGCCUUGUCCCAAUCGACUGCUUUCUACUUGCGAAGAGGCGACGGUUCCACAAAGACCUCAUACGCAAACUCUACCUCAGAACACACCCAUAAGCGGACGUGCUGAGAAGGACGUGGCUUUAUCUAACGCUAAAAUAACGAAGGAAGCAACGACACAAGUCGAAAACAGGGAGAAGAAAUGUUCACGUUCGUCCCAGGAGCUGAACAAGUCCUCAGCCAGGAUUCACAGGCGACAGAAAGUUCCCACGAAGACGAGCACGCCGCAGAAGCUGCACAAACGCACAGAUUUGAACGUGAGGAGCAGAGAGGAGGAGGCUCCAGCUUCUCCCAUCCACAGAGCUCUGGGACAGGCGGUUUCUGAAAUACUGUUUCAGUCUGUGGACUCGACCGCUUCAGACGUCGUUCCCUCAGAACACACAGACUCUGCAGAAGUCGUGUCUCAGUUUCUUCAAGAGGCUCAGGAUUCUGAUGAAAGUGAGUUUGAAGACGAUCCUUUGCUCCAAGUGCUUCGUAAACAGAGGAAGUGGGUGAAAGAACAAAUCACUGAAGUCGAUGCGUUGCUCAAAGAGGUCCAACAACAACACAACAUCUGA